GCCAGGCGGCGGGAGAAGAGGCCAUGGGCGCGCGGGUCGGGGCGCUGCUGCUGGCGCAGCUGUUGGCGCGAGUGGAAAUCGCGAGGCCGGAGUUGCAGGAUAAGGACCUGCUGUUUCCAGGUUUCGAGAACUCGUCGUUGCUCACAUGGCCAUGUGGCCAACGCGCCGUCCCGACACGCAUAGUGGGUGGAAAGGACUCAGAGCUUGGCCGCUGGCCUUGGCAGGGCAGCCUGCGCAUGUGGGGCUUCCACCACUGUGGGGCGAGCCUGCUGAACCGCCGCUGGGUGCUCUCAGCCGCGCACUGCUUCCAAGAGAGCGCCAAUCCCAAUGAAUGGACGGUCCAGUUUGGCGAGCUGACCUCCUCGCCGUCCAUCUGGAACCUGCAAGCCUACUACAACCGCUACCAGGUGGCGCGGAUUUUCCUGAGCCCUCGGUAUCUGGGGUCCUCGUCAUUCGACAUUGCCCUGCUGCGGCUGGCCUCCUCCGUCACCUACAGCAAGCACAUCCAGCCCGUCUGUGUCCCGGCCUCGUCCUCGGAGUUCCAGAACCAGACCGACUGCUGGGUGACCGGCUGGGGGGACAUCACAGAAGAUGAGGUGCUGCCAUCUCCCCACACCCUCCAGGAAGUCCAGGUCGGCAUCAUUAACGCCACCAUGUGUAACCACCUGUUCUCACUGCCUGAUUUCCGCCGCAACAUCUGGGGAGACAUGGUUUGUGCCGGCGACCCUCAAGGCGGCAAGGAUGCCUGCUUCGGUGACUCAGGCGGACCCCUGGCCUGCAAAAAGAAAGGGCUGUGGUAUCAGAUUGGAGUCGUGAGCUGGGGCGUGGGCUGUGGUCGGCCCAACCGGCCCGGCGUCUACACCAACAUCAGCAUGCACUACGAAUGGAUCCGAAAGAUAAUGGCCAAAAACCACAUUCACAGACCAGACCCCCGCCCGCUGCUGCUCCUCCCUCUGCUCUGGGCUCCCUUGCUCCUGCAGCUGCCCUGAGCCCAGGCGCGCCCCCUGAGACCUGGGGCCAUCUGCUGAGUCGGUCCCGUCCCCUUUGCUAAUAAAGACCUGUGCAU
Sus scrofa (pig) is the source of this 1066-nucleotide messenger RNA. It is a transcript of the gene PRSS21, whose product is annotated as serine protease 21. NCBI's taxonomy places the organism in Eukaryota, Metazoa, Chordata, Mammalia, Artiodactyla, Suidae. Gene Ontology annotation, biological process: proteolysis. The record is from RefSeq and is a predicted model, not a curated record. Gene Ontology annotation, molecular function: serine-type endopeptidase activity.